Molecule: messenger RNA, 552 nt
Organism: Anastrepha obliqua
Lineage: Eukaryota; Metazoa; Arthropoda; Insecta; Diptera; Tephritidae
Exons: 1
Coding region: 13-552 (179 amino acids)
Source: RefSeq, a predicted model, not a curated record
AUAAGGUCAAUAAUGACUAUGUCUGGCACGAGUGGCAACAAUCCAACACCCAGUAUGAAUGAAUCGGACGAUGAGCGCGAUCUUACCAGUUUAACCUGGUUAGUGGAGUUACGCAAUCAAAAUUUUACCUGGCCGAAUGUUAUGCAUCCGGUUACUUUAGAUAAUGCGACAAAAAAUAGUCAAAGCAUCGAUGAAACCACCGGGGAAUAUGGCCGACAACAGGAGCUGUAUGACAAGGGCAAUAGCGUCAAAAAUAAGGACAAUUUCAAUAUCAAUAAAAAUACUGAUUCCAUUGGUGGUCAUAUUUUGAGCACAAUAAGUAAAAAAAAAGUCUCAAAUGAAAGCGAUGGGAUUUCCGUUCAAGACAAAUUGGCAAAAUCAAACAACAGCGAUGCAAAAAACACUAGACGGCAGUGGAAAGGCAAAUAUAUUGAAAAAUUAAGUAAAAAACUAUCGAUUUCAACUCUGCAAAGUCAACAGUCAAAACUCCAAAUGAAGCGAGCCACACCAACAGAACGCUAUGAAAUGUUCUUGGAAAAGGUUAAAAGGUAA